AUGGAUCCAGACCAGUUUAAUCAGUUUCUGGAGCACCAAACGAAGCUGUUUGGACAGCUCAUGAUGGGUUUAACCUCAGCACAAAAAUCGUCGGCAUCCACAUCGUCAACAGCAUCAUUAGGACCGUCGUUAGGAGCGAACAUUUCGGUUCCGCAGCCAGCACCUCUAGCUCUAGAAGGCGAUAUGGAGCAAAAUUUUGAUUUUUUUGAGAGAAGCUGGGACAGCUACACAAAACCGUUGAGCUUUGGAGGUCAUCCGAUCAAAGUACUCGGACAAGUGAAGAUUCCUUGUCGUCGUUUGGGUCGAAGAUAUACGCUGGUAUUACAAGUGGUUGAAGGUGACCAUCGUCCUCUGCUUUCAGCUAAAGCGUCCAAAGUUCUGGGAUUUGUCAAGUUCUGCAAAGCGGUUACCUUCGAACCUGCAAAGUCAGUCAAGUCAUCGCGCGCACUGUUGAAUAUCUAUCGAGUAAAAGCGCAAACAAUAGUGGAGGCCCACGAUGAGAUCUUUGUUGGUUACGGAAAACUACCAGGAACAGUCUCUUUGGAAGUGGACCAUAGCGUUCCCCCAUGUAUCCAGCCACCACGCAGAGUGCCUAUAGCUAUGCGUGAGAAGUUGAAGAAAGAGUUGGAAAUACUUGAAAAGGAAGGCCUGAUCAUCAAAGAGUCUAAACAUACGGACUGGGUCAGUAACGUCGUCAUUGUUCAACGCGGUAGUCCGGAAGCAACCAGCAUAAGAAUCUGCUUGGAUCCGAUACCGCUCAACAAGGCACUUAAACGACCACAUCUGCAAUUCGUGACGCUCGACGAAAUUCUUCCGGAAUUAGGUAAAGCUAAAGUGUUCUCAACUGUAGAUGCCAAGAAAGGAUUCUGGCAUGUGGUACUAGACGAGCCUAGUAGCAAAUUAACAACAUUCUGGACACCAUUUGGUCGCUACCGGUGGACUCGUUUGCCAUUUGGAAUCGCUCCUGCUCCAGAAAUCUUCCAAAUGCGACUCCAGGAAGUCAUACAAGGGCUUAAAGGAGUAGAGUGCAUCGCGGACGAUUUGCUAGUCUACGGAACAGGCGACAGUUUAGAGGAGGCUCUUAUCGAUCACAAUAAUUGUCUGGAAAUGCUUUUGACCCGUUUAGAAGAACACAACGUUAAGCUAAAUAGAUCCAAAUUAAAACUUUGUCAGACGUCAAUUAAAUUUUAUGGUCACGUUUUAACUAACCAAGGCAUAAAACCGGACGAAAGUAAAAUCGCUACUAUUCGGAACUUUCCUACACCGACCAACCGCAAAGAAGUACAUCGCUUCAUAGGAAUGGUCAAUUACCUUAGUCGAUUUAUCAAGAAUCUCAGUGCAAACCUAACUAAUCUUCGCAAGCUAAUUUCUGAAUCUGUACCAUGGCAGUGGACGUCUGUAGAAGACGAGGAAUUCAAUCGAGUAAAGUUACUUGUAGCGGAUGUCAGAACUCUUCGAUAUUACAACGUCAACCAGCCUCUAACGAUCGAAUGUGACGCAAGUUGUUUCGGACUUGGGGUAGCUGUCUAUGUCUACCAAACAGAUGGAGUUAUUGGGUAUGCAUCGAGGACUCUAACACCGACAGAACGGAACUAUGCUCAGAUUGAAAAGGAGCUAUUAGCUAUUUUGUUUGCGUGCACUCGAUUCGACCAAUUAAUCGUCGGUAACCCAAAGACUGUGAUCAAGACAGACCACAAGCCGCUCAUCAGUUUGUUCCAGAAGCCACUACUUUCUGCUCCACGUAGACUACAGCACAUGCUGCUCAACCUACAGCGUUACCGAUUAUCCAUCGAGUUUGUUUCCGGCAAGGAUAAUGUCGUCGCAGAUGCUCUGUCUCGUGCACCCCUAGAAACGGAAUCGAGUGAUGAAUUCAAAAAACUCAACAUAUAUAAAGUUUUGAAAGAAGUGGAAGGGCUUCAACUGAGUAAGUAUCUGUGCGUUUCGGAUAGCCGUUUGGAUGAAAUAAGGACUGAGACCGGAAAGGACCCGACGAUGCAACGGAUCAUCGGCUUCAUACAGCAUGGUUGGCCCGCGACAGCCGACCGCGUACCCGACAGCGUAAAGAUAUACUUUAAUUAUCGCAACGAGCUAGCUACACAAAAUGAAAUUGUGUUCCGUGGAGAUCGUAUAGUCGUACCGCAUGUUCUUCGACGUAAACUUGUAGACAGCUGCCACGUCAGCCACAAUGGGGUUGAGUCUACAUUAAAAUUGGCCAGGGCUAAUCUCUUUUGGCCAGGUAUGUCGAUGCAGAUCAAGGAUAUCGUCAGAGAAUGUACCACUUGCGCCAAAUACGCAGCGUCUCAACCAAAUCCGCCAAUGAUGAGUCACUGCAUACCAAUUUACCCGUUUCAGCUCAUCUCGAUGGAUGUUUUCCAAGCAGAAUAUCGUGGCAUCAAACGUAAGUUUUUGGUAACAGUCGAUCACUAUUCUGAUUUUUUCGAACUAGACAUUUUGAAAGAUCUGACGCCUGAAUCCGUGAUCGUCGUCUGCGAACAGAAUUUCGCUCGUCAUGGUAAACCUCAGAGAGUGAUUAGUGACAACGCUACAAAUUUUUCCAACGCAAAAAUGGCUCGCUUUGCUCGUGAUUGGGAUUUCGAAUGGGUAACAUCAGCGCCUCAUCACCAACAGGCAAAUGGAAAAUCCGAGGCAGCUGUAAAGAUUGCAAAGCGGUUGAUUAAAAAAACGGAAGAAACUAACACUGAUUUGUGGUUUGCUCUACUACAUUGGAGAAACAUACCCAACAAGAUUGGUUCCAGUUCUGCAGCCCGUUUGUUUUCUCGCUCCACACGUUGCGGUGUGCCAACAUCUGUAAGCAAUUUACUUCCUCGAGUUGUUAAAAACGUACCUGAAGCCAUAGAACGGAAUCGUAAGUGUUUCAAACGUAAUUAUGAUAAUAAAACGCGUAUGUUACCGGAACUCCAGAUUGGUUCUCCUGUUUAUGCUCAGCUACAACCAGAAACUACGAAGCAAUGGAGUGCUGGAACGAUUACAAAUCGUUUGAGCGAGCGAUCUUACCUGGUCAACGUUGACGGUGUAGCCUAUCGCCGCAGUUUAGUACACUUGAAGCCACGUAAAGAACCGAACACGACACACUACCGUUAUUCGCUCGAUUCAACAAAUUUCAUUCCUUUGACGAACACAUCGCAACCAACUGUUGGGCUUGGAGAUGAAAAUUUGAAUGACUGUCAAGCAAAAAACUUGAAUUCGCCAGAGUUUGCUACGAUUGAAACGCCGCCAGUAGCAUCACCUUCAAUGGCGCGUAAUCGCGCAUCGCCUGCUUCUACUACGCGCGUUCGCCCGAUAAAGGAGAAAGAGACAUUAACACCUAUCGAGACUACAAAUGAGAGACCAAAACGAUCGCUUCACGUUCCUGCUAGGUUUAAGGAUUUUGAAAUGAACUUCGAUUAG
Molecule: messenger RNA, 3408 nt
Organism: Topomyia yanbarensis
Lineage: Eukaryota; Metazoa; Arthropoda; Insecta; Diptera; Culicidae
Exons: 2
Coding region: 1-3408 (1135 amino acids)
Biological process (GO): DNA integration
Molecular function (GO): nucleic acid binding
Source: RefSeq, a predicted model, not a curated record